Messenger RNA from Symbiodinium pilosum, 672 nucleotides. NCBI's taxonomy places the organism in Eukaryota, Dinophyceae, Suessiales, Symbiodiniaceae. The record is from the annotation of a GenBank genome assembly.
AUGAUGGACCAGGAACCGGCGCUUGAUGACUGGAGCCUGGAGCGACGAACCGUGGAUGAGCGGCCCACUGCGCGGCCCGUGACGCGCGGCCGAGGCCAUCGGCAGGGGCCUGCGGAAGAAAAGGCGCGGAGAGUGGUCUUUGUGGAUCAUCACCACGUGCACCACCACCACCACUUCCAUGCGCCCACUGAUUGGGAUGGUGCCCCGGGUGAUUUGCCACCUGAGUCGCUGCAGCGCUGUCAGGAACAGAAGGCCGAGCAAGAUGUGGAGCGAUGCAUGGAGCAGACAGGACCAUCAGCGUCUGCGGCUCCGCAGCCUCCCAAGCAGGGACGCCCGCGAAGAAGGCGGAAUGCGCCUGGACGCUGCGAGCCGGUAGAGGGCGCAAGCAUCGACCUCUUGGAGCAGUCGCUGGCUCUGAACCUUCCCAGCUUGCAGAGUACCUUUAGCACCUUCGGGGCCCAAGGAGGUCCCUCCGCAGACGUGGCCCUGGCAUCCGCCGAGGCCUCUUGGCUAGCGGGGGUGUCGAACCCGCUGCCGGCCACAAACAGUGUGGCACAGAAGCGGCAGCCCCCAGAGCUUCAGUUGCAGCAGUACUUUGAGGUUAUGUCCUGCCUGCCCAUGGAGACCCGCCUGAAGCUGUCACCCUAUGCAGUGAAGUUGGGUGCUCGUUGA